Molecule: messenger RNA, 338 nt
Organism: Saccostrea echinata
Lineage: Eukaryota; Metazoa; Mollusca; Bivalvia; Ostreida; Ostreidae
Product: serine protease inhibitor Kazal-type 1-like
Exons: 3
Coding region: 31-270 (79 amino acids)
Molecular function (GO): protein binding
Source: RefSeq, a predicted model, not a curated record
AUCCAUAAUUCUUCUCAGAAAUUAUCCAGAAUGUUUGGUGGAACUACUGUCUUAUUCCUUGUUGUGGCAUUGUUCAUUGUAGCCCCAAGUGAAGGUUAUUAUGGUUACGAUGGAGGAUGUGCGUGUCCUGCAGUAUAUGAUCCUGUAUGUGGCGUAGAUGGACAAACGUACUCCAAUUCUGGAUGUCUUGCAUGCGCUGGUGUUCCGAUGGCUUGCAGAGGAACAUGUCCAUGUUAUUACAGACCCUACAGACCCUACAGACCUUACUGAGCAUAACAACAGCAACGUUUUACAGUAAAUGUUAAAACUGUACUCUAAUAAAGUCCUUUUAAAAACUG